Molecule: messenger RNA, 672 nt
Organism: Penicillium griseofulvum
Lineage: Eukaryota; Fungi; Ascomycota; Eurotiomycetes; Eurotiales; Aspergillaceae
Exons: 2
Coding region: 1-672 (223 amino acids)
Source: RefSeq, a predicted model, not a curated record
AUGUAUGCUAUAGUCUUCCUCUGCCUCAUGAGCGAAACUAAUCGCUCAGAUGAUCGACUUGGUCUUGUCGUCGCUCCCAGCGAUGUCCGCCUACAGCCAUCAGUCGGAGACAAGUACGCUUGGUCCGUGACGGAAUCUAAGAAGAGCCUGUUGCAGACGAACUUGAGCAGUGGAAGCGUGGGCCUGUACAGGUCCAUUUGCGAGGAGUUGGGCCGGUCGCUUGAGGCAGUUACUCCGCAGACGUUACAGGUUGCCCAAUUGGAACGGGACCAUCUGCCAAGGGAAGAGCCUGGGCCAGCCCGUAGUGACGAGGAGGGAAACGGCUCUUUCACAGCAAAGAUCCGCGAGCUGGAAUGCGCCAAUCAUGAAAUGAAGAACGAGCUUGGCCACACCAGCAUCCAUCUCCAGGAGUCCCUCGGCGAGAAUCGCACAUUACACGCAAAAAUUCGUCAACUUCAGGACGAGUUGGAUAGUAUUUCAUCUCGAGCAACUCAACUAGAAGACGAGUUGGUUCGUAUCAGUGGAGGGAUCACCAAAGCUAUACAGGUGUUGCAGGAGUACGAAGCGCAUGAGGGGGGCAUGCUGCAUGGAGGCAGGCAACGUGAAUAUUGUGCUAGCACAGACAGCAUGGCGCUAGGAAUACCGGCUCCGAUACGCGACGAGGUAUCUUGA